GAAUGAAUGUGAUGAGAUUCCUGAGAUCUGUGGUCCAAACUCAAUCUGCAACAACACUGCUGGGAGUUACAAUUGCUCGUGUAUGAGUGGAUAUAAAGUAACAGACCUGAACCUCCCUAUAAACAUCAGUAACCCAUGCACAGAUGUGAAUGAAUGCGUUGAGAUUCCUGAGAUCUGUGGUCCAAACUCAAUCUGCAACAACACUGAUGGGAGUUACAAUUGCUUGUGUAUGAGUGGAUAUAAUGUAACAGACCCGAACCUCCCUAUAAACAUCAGUAACCCAUGCACAGAUAUUAAUGAAUGUCUUGACCCUUCAUCAGUGUGUGGGCCAAACGCUUACUGUCACAAUUACAAUGGAAGUUACUCGUGCUCUUGUUGGGAAGGAUAUAACAUCACUGAUGUAUCUCAAAAUAUUAGUGACAGAAACCCAUGCAUUGAUGUGGAUGAAUGUGUUGUGAUUCCGGAGGUCUGUGGUCCAAACUCAAUCUGCAACAACACUGCUGGGAGUUACAAUUGCUCGUGUAUGAGUGGAUAUAAAGUAACAGACCUGAACCUCCCUAUAAACAUCAGUAACCCAUGCAGAGAUGUGAAUGAAUGUGAUGAGAUUCCUGAGAUUUGUGGUCCAAACUCAAUCUGCAACAACACUGCUGGGAGUUACAAUUGCUCGUGUAUGAGUGGAUAUAAUAUAACAGACCUGAACCUCCCUAUAAACAUCAGUAACUCAUGCACAGAUAUUAAUGAAUGUCUUGACCCAUCAUCAGUGUGUGGGCCGAACGCUUACUGUCACAAUUACAAUGGAAGUUACUCAUGUUCUUGUUGGGAAGGAUACAACAUCACUGAUGUAUCCCACAAUAUUAGUAACAGUAACCCAUGCACUGAUGUGAAUGAAUGUAAUAAGAGACCUGAGGUCUGUGGUCUAAACUCAAUCUGCAUCAACACUGCUGGGAGUUACAAUUGCUCCUGUAUGAGUGGAUAUAAUGUAACAAACCUGAACCUCCCUAUAAACAGCAGUAACCCAUGCACAGACGUGAAUGAGUGCGUUAAGAUUCCAGAGAUCUGUGGUCCAAACUCAAUCUGCAACAACAAUGAUGGGAGUUACAAUUGCUUGUGCAUGAGUGGAUAUAAUGUAAAAGACCUGAACCUCCCUAUAAACAUCAGUAACCCAUGCAGAGAUGUGAAUGAAUGUGAUAAGAGACCUGAGGUCUGUGGUCCAAGCUCAAUCUGCAACAACAUUGCUGGGAGUUACAAUUGCUUGUGUAUGAGUGGAUAUAAAGUAACAGACCCGAACCUCCCUAUAAACAUCAGUAACCAAUGCACAGAUGUGAAUGAAUGCGUUGAGAUUCCUGAGAUCUGUGGUCCAAACUCAAUCUGCAACAACACUGAUGGGAGUUACAAUUGCUCGUGUAUGAGUGGAUAUAAAGUAACAGACCUAAACGUCCUUAUAAACAUCAGUAAUCCAUGCAGAGAUGUGAAUGAAUGUGUUGAGAUUAAUAAGAUCUGUGGUCCAAACUCAAUCUGCAACAACAUUGCUGGGAGUUACAAUUGCUUGUGUAUGAGUGGAUAUAAAGUAACAGACCCGAUUCUCCCUAUAAGCAGCAGUAACCCAUGCAGAGUAGAACCAGCAGCAACUACAGUAAAACCACCAGCAACAACUACAGUCAAACCACCACCACCACAAACAGUUAUUAAAAUGUCAAUGAAAAUAAAUGCAAUGUUUGACACCGGUCUCACUAACAAAGAUGAUUCGAACUACAAAUUCUAUGAAGAACGCAUUAAAUCCGCAGUUGAAAAUAGUUACAAGGAUUUGCCUAACUACAGUAAAGGUUCAGUAAAAAUCAUUGGCUUCAGGUCUGGUAGCAUUAUAGCAGACUACACCAUUAGUGCAACCAGCAGCAAUCUGGAUUUAACAACAGCAAACACAAAGGUUUCCAAAACUUUAGCAGAUAAAGGAAUCACUUUAUUUCAGGAUGCUUUUUCUGAAACUGUGGAAACAAUUAUGACAACCAAAGAUACAAUUUAUCCUCUGCAAGAUGUGGAACUGAGGUGUAAACGUCCUGAUUCUGUUACGGGAACAAUAAAAUGGAAUGUGAAUGGCAACGAUCUUGCAGGAAACAGUGCAAAAUACACCAUUACAAGUGAUGACAUCAGUAGCACUCUUAUUGUAAAAGCUGCAAGUGAAAGUGACAGGGGUAGAUACUCGUGUGUCAUAGAAAGGUCCACAUUACCUUACAUUCAGUGGCAAACAGUAUCUAUUCAACCACUUCCUAAUAUUGUAGUGGACAAAACUGAUAUACAGCUUCAGUGUCAAGACAAGAUUGUCGAACUGACAUGCUGUGCCGAAAAUGGUUACGAAGUUGAGUGGGACUGGAUUCCUGGUGAUGCAGUAAAAAAUUUAGCAUCAGGAUUUGGCUGUAUUAUAUUACAACAUCAAAUCUCAAGCACAAGUUGUGGAUCGAAAGAAAUCUUCACAUGCCAUCUAAAGAACCUGAUAGAAUUACAAAAAUUUAGUUAUAGCAAGAAGACAAUCAACAUUCAGACAACCAAUAAGUAUGACUGUAUAAAUGACACGCUUGGAGUAGGAAAAAUAGGUGACAGUGUAACAGGAUUGUGUGAAAAAGGUCUGGAAGGCUACAUAAGUUAUGAAUGUAAACAGAUAAAUCUCACAAAUAAAUGGGAAAUAUUACAGAGAGAUUGUGUUGUUAAAGCUGUCAAAGACCUUGAAAGGAGAUCUCAGGUUUUAGGUGUGAAUGAUAUUCCCGUGUUCAUGACAGAUCUCAGUAACACUGCAUUACAGAAUAAUACUGUGAUAACACAAUCUGCUGACACUGUCCAAACCAUUGUUGGCAUACUUAACACAAUUGCUAGUAUCUCACAAAAUAUUACCAUCAGUCAACCUGUGAUGAAGGAUUUUCUUAAAACAGUGAACAUUAUUGUAUCAGAUGCAUCUAAAAACACAUGGACAGAAUUGAACAAAAACAACAAAACAGAAAACAAAAGCACUGAACUUCUUCAAGCUAUUGAGAAUAUAAGUGAUCGUCUCUCAAAUAACGAUUUCAUGAUUAAUGAAACCUCCAUUCAGUUAAACAGAGCACUAAUUACAAACUCAUUCAAUGGAUCAUCUUCACUGCCAAACUCAACUACACAGAUUGUGAUACCAAAUGUUCUUAAACCGACCCUCAUAACCAUUAUUAUCUUCACAAAGCUUGACAAUGUUUUACGAACUCGAAAUACUUCUAAUAAUGACAACAAGACAUCAGAAAACAGCAUCAAUGGAGACGUGGUUGUUGUUAGGGUUAAUGAAGCAAUUAACAACAUUUCAUUUGCUUUUGAUACUACAAAUACAUCAUUGAAAAAUCCUCAGUGUGUCUUCUGGAACUUUGAUCUGGACCAUUGGGAUUCCACUGGAUGUAAAGUCAAGCACUCAGAGAAUAACAUGGUUACAUGUGAAUGCAACCACACAACCUCUUUUUCAAUCCUCAUGUCACCAGUUCCAGUUGAUAACCCAGCCUUAGCCUAUAUAACAUACAUUGGUGUAGCUAUUUCAAUAGCCAGCUUGAUUCUGUGCCUUAUGAUUGAGAUAAUUGUGUGGAAGCCAGCAACAAGAAAUGACACGUCGUACAUGCGUCACGUCUCAAUAGUCAACAUCGCUGUGUCACUGCUGAUCGCAGACCUCUGUUUUAUCAUCGCAGCUGCAAUCGCAGAACAAGAGCAGCCAACUUCAGUGGGUCGCUGCAGUCCAGUGGUUUUCUUCAUGCACUUUUUUUACCUGGCUGUUUUCUUCUGGAUGUUCAUUUCAGCACUUUUGCUUUUUUACCGCACCGUCAUGGUCUUUUCUCAAAUGUCAAGGACUAUCAUGAUGGUCAUUGCCUUUAUGGUUGGUUAUUGUGCACCUUUGCUCAUAACCGCUAUUACUGUCGCAUCCACAGCUGGACCUCAACACUAUGUCACAAAAGAAAAUGCAUGUUGGCUGAACUGGUUUGAAUCUAAGGCCCUGCUGGCAUUUGUGAUUCCAGCUCUGACCAUUCUUGCCUUUAACCUCCUGGUUUUGAUUGUGGUUGUGUGUAAGAUGAUAAGGAGAGGAGUUGGUAGUACAACUCAUGCUGAUGAGAAACACACUCUUGUGGUCAUUGCCCGAUGUGUGGCCAUUCUGACUCCUAUCUUCGGUUUAACAUGGGGAUUUGGCAUUGGAACCAUGGUGUCACGUAACUUUGGCCUUCAUGUGGUGUUUGCAAUCCUUAAUUCACUGCAGGGAUUCUUUAUUUUGGUGUUUGGAGUGCUUCUAGACGGCAAGAUCCGUGAGAUAUUGGCAGGAAAAUUGUCACUGAGGAACCUUACCAGCUCAAACCGUACCAGGAGCACUACUGCAGGACCAUCGUCAAGUGCACUGGAUUUUUUCAGAAGGAGAAGAAAUGUGUACAACGUAUCUGAAGCCAAUGCUUCCUCAGGACUUUCAUCUUCAAACAGCUCCAGUGAUGCAUAUAAUUCAUUUAAUCCUUAACUAAUUCAUGAUCUAAAGCCAGAAGACCUUUACAAAACCUGUUUCCUUUCUGUUUCUUUUACCUGCUUUCAUCUUUCAUGAUAAAUACAAAAAAAAGGUGUAUUGGGUGUUAUUGGGUAUUUCAUUUUUCAAAAUACAAACAAAGCUGUGUAACUAUUGUAGACAUAUAUUAUUCAUACUGUAUCAUCUUUCUGUUAUAAAUGAAAGUCAAAUUAUGCCAGUAAUCAUGGUUAAUUAAUUGGUAAUUAUUAAUAAAUUAAUUUUAAAUUGACCUUUUAACAAGAUAUAGCUGUCUUACCUAGGCGGUCUUGUUUUCAAACAAUCACCAAUAAUAAAAUUUUAAAUGUUAUAAUAGA
This is a messenger RNA of Paramisgurnus dabryanus, 4854 nucleotides long. RefSeq names its product adhesion G protein-coupled receptor F4-like. Gene Ontology annotation, biological process: cell surface receptor signaling pathway; adenylate cyclase-activating G protein-coupled receptor signaling pathway. The record is from RefSeq and is a predicted model, not a curated record. Gene Ontology annotation, molecular function: calcium ion binding; G protein-coupled receptor activity. NCBI's taxonomy places the organism in Eukaryota, Metazoa, Chordata, Actinopteri, Cypriniformes, Cobitidae. Gene Ontology annotation, cellular component: membrane.